Platichthys flesus (European flounder) is the source of this 4302-nucleotide messenger RNA. RefSeq names its product sema domain, immunoglobulin domain (Ig), short basic domain, secreted, (semaphorin) 3E (gene sema3e). Gene Ontology annotation, molecular function: semaphorin receptor binding; chemorepellent activity. NCBI's taxonomy places the organism in Eukaryota, Metazoa, Chordata, Actinopteri, Pleuronectiformes, Pleuronectidae. The transcript has 17 exons. Bases 523 to 2886 code for a protein of 787 amino acids. The record is from RefSeq and is a predicted model, not a curated record. Gene Ontology annotation, biological process: axon guidance; negative chemotaxis; semaphorin-plexin signaling pathway.
ACCACACUGAGGUUUUGGAAAUCAGCUCCUCAAACAUCUUUGCUGGAUUCACUGAGUUCCUUUUUUUUUUUAUUUUAUAUUCAUAUUUGAUCACGUCUGAGCUCGGGCAUACAGACAGACAAUCAGGCAGACGGACUGACAUAUGGACAGAGAGCAGUGGGCACUGCGGCGUGAAUGUAGCAACUGGACUUCUCUUCUCCCUGGUUACUGAGACCAAACAAGGAGAGUAGCCCGAGCAGUAGCCUGUCCACUGAGGCUGUGGGUGGAUGCAGCUCUCAGCAGUCUGCUAUAGGGGAAGGCAGAGGCUGUAUAGAAGCUGCAGAGCCACGUCUAUAGUUGAUCCACACUGUUGUGAUCAUCAGAAAAUGGAUUGUUGCCUCCAAGUGGACUCAUGAGACUCGCUCUCUCAUCAAAGAACUCACAAAGACCUGUGGGAUUGUCUCCUCUUAUAGACUUUGCGCCUCCUGCUGAGUGGACCUACAUGUUUUCCCUGUAGACGGGCGGGGAGCGUGUGUCUCACUAAUGAUGGAAGAGUGCGUAAGGACCGUGUAUCUGACACUGAUGCUGCUGUGUGUCCUUCUGCCGGGCACGGCUCACACAGCCCACAGCCUCUACCCGAGGAUACGGCUCUCCCACACCGAGCUCUGGCAGCUGAACAGGACCUGGGUGUUCCAGGCACAUGGAGCGUCUCUGCAGCCCCACACCAUGAUGCUGGACGAGGGCCACGAGAGGCUGUAUGUGGGGGCCAGGAAUACUCUCUUCUCCCUCAGUCUGGACCAGGUUAACACACACCACAGAGAGAUCCAGUGGGCCAGCACGGACUCUCAGAUAGAGGAGUGUUUGAUGAAGGGGAGAGAAAAGCUGGAGUGUGCAAACUACAUCAAGGUCCUGCAGCUGUACAACCACACCCAUCUGCUGGUCUGUGGAACAGGAGCGUUUAACCCCGUCUGCAGCCUGGUCAGGGUGGGACACUCAGGACAGGACAGGCUUUUUGCUCUUGAAGAGGACAGUGUCACGAGCGGCAGAGGACGCUGCCCGUUCGACCCCAACAGUCCCUGCACGUCGGCACUCUCCAGAGGGGAGCUGUAUAUAGGCCUGUACACAGACUACUGGGAGAACGACGGAGCCUUGUGUCGACUGAACAACCAGACGUACACGCGCACGGAGCGGGACGACAGGCAGCAGCUCAGCGAACCUAAAUUUGUGGGCUCAGCCGUUAUCCCCGACAACGACGACAGCAACGAUGACAAGGUUUACUUUUUCUUCACCGAGCGAGAGGCGGACGCCGAGGGACUCAACAAGGCGGUGUACACCCGCGUGGGGCGAGUGUGUGCGAACGACGUGGGAGGACAGAGGAUGCUGGUGAAUAGAUGGAGCUCCUUCCUGAAGACACGUCUCAUCUGCUCUGUGGCUGGACAAAACGGCAUUGACACUCACUUCGAUGACCUCGAGGACGUGUUCGUUCUCAAGAACAAGGACGGGAAGAACCCAGAAAUCUUUGGCCUCUUCAGCACAACAAGUGCGGUGUUUAAAGGCUACGCUGUGUGCGUGUACAGCAUGGAAGACAUCAGAGCAGCCUUCAACGGCCCCUUCGCCUACAGAGACAGACCUGAGCACCGCUGGAGCCCUUACGAGGACAGAGUCCCCUACCCUCGACCUGGAUCUUGUGCCAGUAAAGUCAAUGGCGGUGGCUUCUCCAGCUCCAAGGAGUUUCCUGAUGAGGUUUUGCGGUUUGUGCGUUCUCAUCCUGUGAUGUAUCGUCCCGUCCGGCCCCAGCACCAUCAACCUGUGCUGCUGCAGACGGAGCCGGGCAGGAGGAAACUGACCCAGAUCGCCGUGGACAGGGUCCAGGCCCAGGACGGAAACUACCACGUUCUGUACAUCGGCACCGAUGACUCAGUGGUGUUGAAAGUCAUCACCAUCUACAACAAAGACACAGACACUAUGGAGGAGGUGCUGCUGGAGGAGCUGCAAGUUUUCAAGGCGUCGGCACCAAUAAGAGAGAUCAUAAUAUCGUCUAAAAGGCAACAGCUCUACGUGGGGUCGGAGGUCGGGGUGGCCCAGGUCAGACUGCAUCAGUGUGACCUCUAUGGCUCUGAGUGCGCUGACUGCUGUCUGGCCAGAGACCCCUACUGUGCCUGGGAUGGUCUCACCUGUUCCCGGCUGUACCCCGCUGGAGUCCACACCAAGAGACGAUUCAGGCGGCAGGAUGUUCGCCAUGGAAACGCUGUCCAGCUGUGCAAUGGGCUGCAGAUUGAUGGAGAAGGAUCCGAGGAGAAGCUGGUCUAUGGUGUCCAGAGCAACAGCACUUUACUGGAGUGUGUCCCUCGAUCGCUUCAGGCCAAAGUCCUCUGGUUCUUCCAGAAUGGAGAAGGGAGACGUGAGGUUCGGGGUGAUGAGCGGGUUAUCGUGAUCUCCCACGGGCUGCUGUUCUUACACGUGAGAAGCUCCGACGCCGGCGUGUACGUUUGCCAGACUGUGGAGCACGGAUACGUCAACACUCUAUUGCGUGUCACUCUGCACGUGCUCAGAGGGGAGAGGGUCGAGUCCACGAUCCACAGUUCGAGCGGCGAGGAGGGGGAGAAAGCUGCAGCUCGGUGCCACUCCUCCCCUGACCCCCCACUGGACCCCAGCAUCGGCCCCAAGGUGCUGGCUCCAGCCACUGCUCCAGGCCACCACUCCCGGCAGUGGUACAAGGAGUUUCUCCAGCUGAUUGGCUACGGGGAUGCCCAGAGAGUCGCCGAGUACUGUGAGAAAGUGUGGUGCACCGAUAAAAAACGUAAAAAGACCAAAAAGAAGUAUGCUGCUCCAGGUGGCGAGAAGAGAAGGAAAGAGAGGGGGGAGGAGAACUCCAACCGAGCGCCCAGGCACACUUUGGACAACUGAGGAGAACAGAGACUGGCUGCACACACAAACACAAGCUCACACACACACACACACACACAUACAAACACACACAAACACACACAAACACACUCUCAGUCUAAAGGUCAGACUCACAUUGUUUACACCGUGUAAAGGAUUGUUCACAUUGCUUUAACAAAAGCAGAAACAAAAACAACAGUAGCACAUUGUCAAGCUCUUGUGGCCUCAUUUGUCUUUCAAUACUUCGAGCGGGUUGUUGCCUUUUUUGUUUGGUGGGAACCGACUCUCUCUGUAAGAAGCUGGGUUGCGUCUGAUCUGAAGAGACGGAACACAAUGCCUCAGCCCCAGAGGACUGACCCUACCCCGACCCAGCUGUGGAAACCAACCACACAGAGUUGGCUCCACCAGACGUCCGUCAAACCUCCGCUCCACCUCCGCUCCACCUCUCAGUCAACUGCUAAAUAUGACAAACUCCUACUGUAUCUAUGAGGAGAGAAAACUGUAUAGAAAACAAUGGCCUUUAAAACUUAUUUUGGUAUAACUUAUUUCUCUUUGUUUUCACUGAGUUCCGUAGCUGUUUAAAUGUCAUAAACUGGAAAAUAUAGUGUUGGUUUAUUUUGUACAGUGAAAAAUGCUUUGAGCUUUAUGAUACUGCAAUGUGUGUGGUGUGUGUAAAUGAUGCACACAGAGAGAUGUUGCAAUGCCACUAUUAAGAGAUAGGCAUGUUUUACCUUUAAUUAUGCCUAUUUAAGCACUUGUUAAACCUGUUACAGUAGAUGAAAAGUGUAUAAUAUUGUUGUUAUUUGUAUUCCAUUUUACAUCUACAAUUGUGAUCAAAUGUACCAAACACUUCUUUGCGUAUUGUAUAUAGCAUUUAACUCAAAUUCAGGGUUGUUUCUGCCUGCACAUCUGGUGACUAAUAACAGGCUUCAGAAAGUCGUCUCUCCACACUGGCUCUUCCUUCUUCCAUCUAUCACCCUUUGCUGUCCCCUUCGUUCCCACUCCCCUUUCGUUUGUGUGGACCAGUGUUGAAGAUGGGAUUCAUAAUGACCACAGCUAACAGCGCAUUUCCCUCAGAGGAAGAAGGAGAAGUAAAUGCCAUGGUGACCAUCCAAGCAUGUCAUCGGCGAAACUGAUGAGUCAGCCUCACGAACGUUCAGUCAACGGCGAGAUGAGAGAAGGAACGUCAGACAGGAAGUUGUGGUUAUGCUGAUAAGAACCUGGAGGAUCACGUCUUGUCAUGUUUUUGUGCCUUAUUUAACUCUUAAUUGUGUCACUUUAUAUUACCCCCUCUUGACUUUACUGUAUUCCUAUAUGGUAAAAAAAAAGAGCUGCUUGGUUUUUGACCUUGUAUCGUCCUUCAUCAAUGUCCUUGAAUGUCAAAGAUCUGAAUUGACUUGUUGUGUCUGACUUCGCAUUAAAAAGGAUGGACCAUUU